CUAUUGUUCCUAUUAUACUCCCAUUAAUUAUACUUUAACCAUACUUACUGUCCAUUAACAUCAAUUAACUAUCCUCCAUUACUAUACUCAUUCAUACUCCAUUAAUACUCCAUUAACAUCUAUACCCUGUUCUGUCAUAGCAGUAGUCGAAACGAGGCGCUCGGGCAAUAAGUCGUUGAUUUUUAGAUGCAAAAUGGCUUUUUUCCUUUUGUUCCCAGAGAUCUGGAGGAGAGGAGGGGCUUUUUCCUUUUUUUUUCUGUUUUUUUUUCUGUUUUUUUUUGGUUUUGGGGGUGUUUUGGGUGCUAACUGCGGAAAGUAUCAACUCGCGAGUAUUUGCGCGAGGACGAGCAGGCCAACGGUCCUUGCCAGGGCCAAGGCCCUUGCUGGGGCCAAGGCUGUUGGGCAGUUAAGGCAGGCCAGCAAGCUUGGUGGUGGCCCGUUCGGGGAAUAAAAGAUCAGGAUGCCAAAGCCGGUCCCCCACGAUUCGGAAUUUCUUCAGUCUUUGCGUUUUUGC
This is a messenger RNA of Hyphopichia burtonii NRRL Y-1933, 514 nucleotides long. RefSeq lists its product as uncharacterized. The transcript has a single exon. Lineage: Eukaryota; Fungi; Ascomycota; Pichiomycetes; Serinales; Debaryomycetaceae. Bases 194 to 451 code for a protein of 85 amino acids. The record is from RefSeq and is a predicted model, not a curated record.